AUGGAACCGGGAGUUCAAACUGCGGACAGCAGGCCGUUGCCCAACACUGUAAAUCGUACCAUCCUGGUGUUGAGGUACAUGGCCGAGCUGGAUAUCGCUCCAAAACAAUUCAUGGUCACUUUCAUGUCGUCCAUGGAACCGGAGAUCAAAUAUUGUCGACGCCUGAUGAGGACCGGCCUGGGGAUUGAGCAAACCCGUUCAAUCAUCAACAAUUUUGGCAAACACACAAAGUCUUGCGAAGAAGGUCGUGCGGCGUGGGAGGAAUUGAUAUUGGACCAGGCUUCAGACAUCGUGAAUCAUCAAGGAUUGCCCCGCGGACAUUUCCCUACAGGUGCAUAUGUCAGUUCAAACAGAAUCACCGCCGACUUUUUCAGCGAGAGUUCUGAAACACUUCGCGAAGAGCAAGUAAAAAAAGGAAUGAGCUUCCUAUACUCACUCAUUCAUCAAAAGGUCCAAACCGACCUGAAUCAUCCGCCUGAAGGUGAACAGGAUGACGAAGCAGAUGAAGACAAUUCCUUCACCGAUUGCGCCUCAAACACUGCCAUGGCCUCUGUGGACGGUAGCCCAACGGUUGAUGGUGAUCUAGAUGAAGAUACUGUAAUGUCCAUGGAGAACCUGGUAUUCGUCAAACCUUUGGACAAGGACCAAGCUCGUCACAAGCUGGCAAAGGUUCAAGCACCUCGUUUCUUAAUCAAUCAGAUGUAUUCGAGCUGA
Molecule: messenger RNA, 714 nt
Organism: Melampsora larici-populina 98AG31
Lineage: Eukaryota; Fungi; Basidiomycota; Pucciniomycetes; Pucciniales; Melampsoraceae
Exons: 2
Coding region: 1-714 (237 amino acids)
Source: RefSeq, a predicted model, not a curated record